GUGGCGUACGCUAGCAAGCCUCGUUUUCAAUAUGCUAUAAUUUUCCGAAUUCAGCGUCUGCUAGCGUGCGUACGACAGGCUUUCUUAGUGUUGUCUGGAUAAAUUUUAUAACAAAAAAGAUCUGAAAAUCAUGGAAGGGGCAACUGAUACUACAUGCGUUUUGGUUACCGGCGCCAGCGGUUAUAUUGCCACACAUAUCAUUCGACAGCUACAAGAAGAAGGGUACAAGGUGAGAGGAACUGUGAGGUCACUUGAGGAUAAAGAGAGGGUUGAAAGAUUACAGAAUCUAUGUCCGGAAGCUGAGUACAAACUUGAACUUGUGGAGGCUGAUCUCACCAAACCAGAAUCAUGGGAGCCGGCAGUUAAAGAUGUGACAUAUGUUAUACAUGUGGCUAGUCCAUUCCCGUCACAGGCUCCUAAGGAUGAAAGUGAACUUAUUACACCAGCAGUGGAAGGGACACAGGCCAUUCUGAAGGCAUGUGUACAAGCCAAAUCUGUUAAAAAAGUAGUUCUUACCAGUUCAAGCGUGGCCGUUUGCUAUGGCCAAGCUGAGCCCAACAAAGUGUAUAACGAGGAAGACUGGAUGGAAGCAGAAAAACUUGACGGAUACGGAAAGAGCAAAUUGAAUGCUGAGAAGGCGGCAUGGGACUACGUCAAGGAAUUACCAGAUGAAGACAAAAUCGAGUUGGCUGUCGUUAACCCAGGAUACGUCAUGGGACCAGUUCUGCACGGCGCACAGUGUACUAGCACAGACGUUGUUAAAAGGCUGUUGGAAAGAAACAUGAUGUUUGUUCCAAAACUCAACUUCUCACUUGUCGAUGUACGUGACGUCGCCGCCGCCCACAUCAAAGCCAUGACGCUACAAGAAGCUUCCGGGAAACGUCACAUACUCGUCAAUGAAAACAUGUGGAUGAAAGAAAUUGCUGUCAUUCUUUCAAAUGAAUUUAAAAGCCAAGGUUAUAAUGUACCCACCUCUAACUGCCCUAAUGCCAUGUUGAGCGUGUACGGUGUGUUUAACAAAUCUAUAAAAAUGAUCAUUCCACAAUGCAACAAGGUCAUCAAGUUCGACAACACAAGGAUGAAAGAAACUCUUGGAAUAACACCACGUGAAAUGAAGGAUACCAUCAUCGACAUGGCUUACAGCCUUAUAGAAGCUGGUCUAGUUAAAAAGGCAAAGAAAUUCAAGGGACCUGGUGGGGCACAGGAAGAAGCUAAAGAAGAAGAGGGAAAGGCGGAGGAGGGAGAAGAAAAGAAAGAAGGAGAUGAUGAGAAAACAAAAGAAAAUGGAGAUAUAAAAGACGCCGAUGCAAUAGAAGAUGAUUUAAAGAAGGAAGGAAAAGAAGAAGGCAAGGAGGGCGAAGAAACGAAAGAUAACAAAGUUGCUGAGGAAGAAAAGAAAGCUGAAGAAACAAAGACAGAGGAGACAGAAAAGACAGAAGAAAAAACUGAGGAAAAGAAAGAAGAAACAACUGAAGAAAAGAAGGAGGGAGAAUAGGAGUUAAGAUAAAUGAAUUAGGACAUUUACAAAUUAAUUUAUUAAGAUUGAGCAAAUCUAUAGGUACCAGUAUACAUAACGCGGUGGUCUGUAUGAAACAUUAGGUCAAAUGAAAUUACGAUAAUGAUCAAGUGUAAGAAUUUGUGCCUCUGAAUUUAUAAGUUGAAAAUCUCGUUUUGUCUUUGAACAUUAAACUUUGGCUAGAUGCUACGCCGCACAUGACAUGUACCAUUACAAAAUAUUUUAUGCCAGAAUGGUGUCUAUUUCUUGUCGCCUGACAGUGUGCCCUUAGACAAGCACAAAUUAUAUGCCGUCAAAUAAUGUGCCAUCAGAUAAGCGCAACUCAUGUGCCAUCAGACAAGCAAUUGUCGUACUGACCAGAUUUUGCUCGUAAAUAGCAGAAUUAUGAAAAAAGUUUUGUUUGUUAUUUAUGAGCAAGGAAACAAGGUCGGGGUGAAUGUCUAGUGCGGUCAGGCGACAAGCUGAGAAGACAUUCUGGCCUUAUAUACAUGUAGAGAUUAUUAAUUUUUAUCUUGUUGUCGCGUUUGUCUUAACUUCACUUUUCACAUUUUCUUCAUUAGGAAUGUGUCCGUUUAAGAGCCAUGAGUUACAAAAAGCAAUUGAGGCUUUGGCCAAAAUUAACACAAUAUGAUAAGAAGUAUCAUGAGUCGUAUGGUCAGUUUUCAUACUGUUAUCAUCGGCAUCACCAUCAUCAUUAUAUUCGUUGUCGUCGUCUUCAUCUUUAAUAUCACCAUUCUUUCUGACGUCUUCAGUCUGUCCUUAUUCGCCAUAACAUCAGCAUUGCCUUCAUCAGCAUCCACAUUAUAUGUAAGGUCAAUUUCAUAUUUUAUCAUAACUGUUUAAUGUGUCAUCGAUUUCUUUAUAAUUCACCAUGUAUAUGUCGGUAUAUGUUGUGCAUAAUUUUGUGAUCUUAAAGCUUUCAAUGCAUUUGUAGACAGUAGCAUUAUUAUAUAUAAUGGUUACAUUAAAACACUUUCUGUAUAAAUAAGUGUAGGAUACAAUUGCUCCGUAAACUGAGUACAAGCCUACAUUCUAGUCUGUUCAACGUGUAUACACAUGUGCAGGGUAUUUUAGUCGGGACUUUAACAGCUGACGCACUGACCAGCCGUUGAGGUGUACCUAAAUAACAGUGGGGAGCAGACCGUGGGUUAUAUACUGAUGGACACGUACUCGUUUUUCAUUUGUCGGCACUAAAAUUAUGUGUGGUAGUGGGAGUAUCUCGAACGUUUUCUACAACAGUUUUCUAGUCUAAAGUGAGGACAAAUAAAAGCUAAGGUAUGAAUCUCAGACUGUAGGAACGAUUACGACUGCAUCUGCAUUUACUGCCAAUUUGCGUCCCAAACUAUACCUUAGUUUUCUAAUUGGCUGUAAGCGUAAGGUCUAACCAAUCAGUCGUUUCCGUUAUACAAGACUAUCUGAUUGGUUGGAUUCUUUUGCACGUUUUUUUGACGCAGCCAAUUAGAAAAUCGGAAGAAAAUCCGUAACCGGUAUUUCACAGGGUACAAGAGGUAAUUAAAAGUACAAAUUGGAGAUUAAAUGACAUUUCGUAUUCACGCCGGGUUUUUUGUCGUGCAUAUGUACUACUUUACCAUAUUGUGCUUAUCCUAUAUGAUUUAUAUAUUUUUUGUACAGUUCUAUAUUUUGUACAUAUUUACCAAAAUAACAAUUUGCUAAACAUUUAUUAUAAUGUAUGUUUCUUAAUGAAUGUAUUUUUUAUUUUAUAUUACGCUUUUUAUGACUAUUUUUCUAUUGAGAUUACAUUUAAUACCAGUAUAUGCUUUUGUGUAAGUUCAGUUUUAUACAUUCACAUGUCUAUGACAUAUGUGUUCAACAUUUAUAUUCUUUAAAGUCCGUACUAUUCACCGCUUUUGGUAGAUACUUAAGGAUUCCAGACUUUUAAAUCGCCGCGUAUCUUUGGUAUCAUUCUGCUAGAACCUUUGCAAUAAUACUCGUCUACCUGUUAAGUAUUUCUGUAAAGUCUCUACUGAAUGUACGACAAUAGCAAAAGGUGUAAGUCUAGAUUUUUCACUGAGAUCGUGAUAAUUUUGAGUCUUGAAUACCUUGCUAAUUCACUUUGUCAUUGCGUGAUAAACUUCCACAUGUAUUUAAAUGUAGCAUCUGUUUUUAUUUCAAUUUACACGUCUGCCUUUAUAUCUUAGAAAAAGUCUAAGCUGAUACCUGUCAACAGAAUGCAUUAAAUUAUUAAAUAAAUUGUUAUUUAUUUGGCCGGGCACUGUGAAAUGAAACAAUAGCAAUUUCUUUUCUGUUUAGCCAGCUAAUACUCCCUCAGUUUCCUGGACGAACAAUCAGUACUUUGAUUGAAUGUAAAAGUGUGUGCGAGUGUGGCAUAGACUGAAAGCAAGUGUUUAAAAGAAUGAAGUGUUGCAUACAUGAACAGAAACUUAAAUCUAAGCUAUAUUCUUAUUCGCAUUCCUAAUUAUUUGAAAUAAGUAGUUCUACAUUGGAUUUCUCAACUUUAUUGCAAUUUCUGCUCGUAAGUUUUGUUUUGAUCCAGUGAGCAAAUAUCAUAGCUUGAUAACUCGUUUUGUAUACGUAAAAAUCUAUAAAGAGACCAAUUCAGAGUGCGAUGAAUAUAUGUGAAAAUGAUGCUUGUGACUUGAUACACAGAGAAACUUCUGCAUUUAAUCUGAACGUUUAUUUUACUGGGACCAUAUUUACCUCUGUAAAUGGAUCACGAAUACCAUAUUUACCAUUUUUUACGUAAAAGAUGUUUUUUUCGGAUUGUUUGGAUUACAGAAGAUAUACAUUUUUAUGUGCGUCUUAUUUUCUAAUUAAAUGUCUUUUACAUGUAUUACCAGUAACCUGAUUAUGGCAAACAAAAAGAUAGAAGUUGCUAUUGUAUAAGAUGUAAGCGUAUUUUUUUCCAGACAAUUUACCCUACUAAACAGAAAUGAAAAAUUCGGUUAUGUUCACAAUAUAUACAGUAAUUCUUGCCUUAUGGAAACCGAUUCCUCCAGUUAUUUUCAGUAUUAGUGUUCUCACCAGCUUUAUACAUGUAUAUUUCUACUGCUUCUAUUUGCUCAUUAAUUCCAGUCUUCUCAAUUUGUUUUAUGAUUGUCAAGACUUUGUUUACGUCUGUCCGUUUUGGUGUGACACGAACAACAUUUAGUAUGUUCCGCCGUCAUCUUGACAAAGUUGAAUGAUGCGCAUGCUCACAUUUGCUUGAAACAUUCUUUAAAGAGACAACAAUAGACACCUUGUAAAAUGGCUGAAGAAUUACGACAUAAAAAUGUAUUAUCAGAAAUUUAACGUCUUUUCUUUUUUAAAUCAUGGAUCAAAUGCCUCAGUGAAUCUGGUGCUUCCCUUGUUCUAAGUAUUCAAAACAUUUAUGCAUCUUGCUUGCAUGUAGAAAUCGAUCGACCGAUUCCGCAGUGAACUACGUAUGAUAUUGAUUUCUAGAUUUUCAAGACAAGGGGUCAGACGGUUUUGUCAAAUAGGCGCCAGAUUAUCAGCACAAUCAAAGCACAAGCAACUUGAUAAAUAGGACCCUGUGGCCUUCCACCAAUCCUGUAUGUUCAGUUAUAAUGUUGUAAGCAGAAAAUGAUUUUUUGAGAAAUAUAAUUUCAUAAAAUCUUAAUUUCAGUUUUGUUUUUGUGUGUAUGGAUUUUGGUUGCAAUAUGUUAAUUUUUCUUUAAACUAUUUUCAGACGGUUAUUUGCAUGUACUUGAUAUCUAGCUUCUUUGAAAUGUAAAAAAAAAACACUUGACAAAAACAGACUAGUUCCUUGUAUAUUGAAAGCAGUUUUCAGUGACGUCACUACGAGGAAGUUAGAGAAAAGUAAUUUCAUUAAUGGGCAAAAGCAACCAAUUAUAUUUUCAUGUAUGGAACGACUCAGAGGCCAAAAUGUUUCAUAUUGUUCAGAAAUAAGAAAUGUGCUUUAUGGACAUUAGGUUUGUAACUGCUCUUCCAUAUUUGUAAAUUUGACAAGUUGAUAUAUUUUGUGAUUACUGCCAUUGUAAACUGCGUUAUAUUGUGUAUUAUUGUGUAACUAUGGUAACAAGCUACCAAUUGUAAAUGUUUGCUUUAUAAUGCUUCAAUUGUUAUGAAUAAAGUACAGUUGCAUACACCAAA
Messenger RNA from Mercenaria mercenaria, 5608 nucleotides. RefSeq lists its product as uncharacterized. Gene Ontology annotation, molecular function: oxidoreductase activity, acting on the CH-OH group of donors, NAD or NADP as acceptor. The record is from RefSeq and is a predicted model, not a curated record. NCBI's taxonomy places the organism in Eukaryota, Metazoa, Mollusca, Bivalvia, Venerida, Veneridae. The transcript has 10 exons. The coding region runs from base 131 to 1495 and encodes 454 amino acids.